Coturnix japonica (Japanese quail) is the source of this 1391-nucleotide messenger RNA. It is a transcript of the gene ITGB1BP2, whose product is annotated as integrin subunit beta 1 binding protein 2. The record is from RefSeq and is a predicted model, not a curated record. NCBI's taxonomy places the organism in Eukaryota, Metazoa, Chordata, Aves, Galliformes, Phasianidae.
GCCCCGUCAGCUGCUGUGUCCAUCUUUGGCUGGCUCUCAGGUUACCAACCACCUCCUCCAGCUGCCUCCAAAGAUAGGCAAAGCCACCUCCCGGCCCCUGUGCUGGAAACUACGGGGAAACAGAGGGGAAACUGCCGACAGGGAUGAGAUUGAUGUGAUUUUUGUUGGAGUGAAGGGCACUGUGUGCCUGCCUGAGCCAUGGCGCUGCUGUGCUACAACAAGGGCUGCGGGCAGAGGUUUGAUCCUGAGCACAACUCUGAGGAUUCCUGCCUGUAUCACCCGGGCGUCCCCAUCUUCCAUGAUGCCCUGAAGGGCUGGUCUUGCUGUAAGAAGCGCACGACAGACUUCUCUGAGUUCCUCUCCAUUAAGGGAUGCAUGAAGGGAUUUCACAGCAAGGAGAAGCCUCCCGAGCCUUCGCAAGAGGAGACCUCAGACAAGCCAAAGGCCAAGCCAAUGGCGGAGAUCAUCGUCCAAGGACCAAAAUCAGCUGAGAAGAUGCAGCGGGAAAGACCAAGCUCUGAUGAGCCACGACAACUGCUGCCAAUCAAAGUAUCUCGAUCUCUCGAGCAUGCACUGGAGAAACUGAGCCUGUCUCCCAACAACAAGGAGCCAAAGGGCGACUGUGCAGGGGAGGCAGCUGCCCAGGUGAGAGCUGGCACCACCUGCAAGAACGCAGCCUGCAAAGCAAUCUACCAGGGCCCAGAGAGCAACACAGAGGUUUGUACUUUCCACCCUGGUGUUCCUGUCUUCCACGAGGGGAUGAAGUACUGGAGCUGCUGCGGGAUCAGAACGACGGACUUCAGUGCCUUCCUGGAACAGCCGGGCUGCAGCACAGGGCGGCACUGCUGGAUGGGAAAGGCAGACAAGAAGGCGGUGUCAUGCAGGCAGGACUGGCACCAAACCGGCAACCAAGUGGUGGUGACAAUCUACGGCAAGAACCCUCUGCCCACCCUCAGCAGCGUGAAGGCCAACCGCACCGUGCUUGAAGUUCACGUCAUCUUUGAAGGGAAUAAGAUUUUCCAGGCAGAACUUGAUCUCUGGGGGGUCAUCGACACAGAGAAGAGCUUUGUGAGCAUGGUUCCCACCAAGGUGGAGAUCACGCUCUGUAAGUCCAGCCCCGGGGCCUGGGCCAGGCUGGAGCAGCCCCAGAGCAAGGCCUGCGCUCAGGGCCAGCCGGACCCGGCGGCGGUGAGCACGGAGGAGCCCGAGGACGAGUCUGAUGACAGCCUGAGCUGGUCGGAGGAUGAGGAGGAUGAGGAGCUGGGGGCUGCACGGGGGCUGUGCGGAGCGCUCUGUGAGAGCGGACGGAGCCCCGAGCGGCCCGUAGCAUUGCCCGCUGACAGGGACGAGCAAUAAAAGCACCAAGCCAUGGCUGCACGGAGAUACCGUGA